This is a messenger RNA of Hymenoscyphus albidus, 2162 nucleotides long. The record is from the annotation of a GenBank genome assembly. NCBI's taxonomy places the organism in Eukaryota, Fungi, Ascomycota, Leotiomycetes, Helotiales, Helotiaceae.
AAACGUUGCCUUCAAAGUUUUGGUUUGGUUUUUUUUCUCAUUCUUUGCACAAUGGCGAGUCGAUCGAGGGUUUCUCUUGCUUUGCGCAAAACUCGCAUUUCUCCAGCUUCCACAUCCAAAUUAUGCCGUCCUCUGAUCCAAGCACGGUACCAAAGCACAGCUACAACAGAAGAUACCGAGGGAAUCGCAAAAGGCACAACUGGUACUUCGAAAACGAUCAAGUUCACCUCCGAAACAUAUCCCAGUAUCAAACGCAACUCGAAAUUUCCGCAAAUUACAGAGGAACAUGUCAAAUAUUUCAAGCAAUUGCUCGGUGCAGAAUCCGCCGUCAUCGAUGGAGUUACAAAGGACGCAACUGACGAUUUGGAACCCUUCAAUGGCGAUUGGAUGCGCAAAUAUCGGGGACAUACGAAGCUUGUGUUGAAGCCUGGAUCGACGGAGGAAGUCAGCAAAGUUUUAAAGUACUGCAAUGAUAAUAUGCUGGCAGUUGUACCCCAGGGAGGAAACUCUGGGUUGGUCGGUGGAUCGGUGCCAGUGUUCGAUGAAAUUGUUAUAAACAUGAGUCGGAUGAAUCAAAUUCGCUCUUUUGACGAAAUUUCUGGGACGCUUGUGGUGGAUGCUGGUGUUAUUCUCGAGGUUGCGGAUGGGUACUUGGGAGAGAGAGGACAUAUAUUCCCAUUAGAUCUUGGCGCAAAGGGAUCUUGUCAUAUUGGAGGGAAUGUCGCUACCAAUGCUGGAGGACUCCGUCUACUGCGAUAUGGCAGUCUUCACGGAAGUGUUCUUGGGAUCGAAGCCGUGUUGCCGGAUGGAACGAUUGUGGACGAUCUUUCGAAAUUACGGAAGAAUAACACAGGAUAUGAUUUGAAGCAAUUGUUCAUAGGGGCAGAAGGGACAAUUGGUAUCAUAACUGGUAUCUCAGUUCUUUGCCCUCAGAGAUCAAGUGCAAUUAACGUAGCAUUCUUCGGUCUUGAGUCCUACGAAAAGGUCCAAUUGGCAUUCAAAGAAGCCAAAGGUCAAUUAUCCGAGAUUCUCUCCGCAUUUGAACUCAUGGACAGCCAUAGUCAAGAUCUCGUUCAUAAUGUCACCAAAAAUAAGCGUCCAUUGGAAAGGGAACACCCAUUCUACUGUCUAAUUGAGACCAGCGGCUCAAACUCAGAACACGACAAUGAAAAACUCGAGAAAUUCCUAGAAUAUGUCAUGGAGAACGACAUCGUGUCCGAUGGUGUCGUAGCCCAAGACUCAACACAGGUCAGGUCCCUUUGGGGCUGGCGAGAAGGAAUCCCAGAGUGUCUAGGACACUGGGGAGGAGUAUAUAAAUACGACCUCUCCAUCCCCAUCGCAGAACUCUACGAUCUCGUAAACGAAACUCGUGAUAAAAUCACCGCUGCCGGUCUCCUCGGCGACACUCCAGAUGAUCCUGUCGUUGGUGUGGUGGGCUACGGGCACAUGGGAGAUUCCAACCUGCAUCUCAACAUUGCCACUCGACGUUAUGACAAAAGUGUCGAGAAGGUUUUAGAGCCAUUUGUUUAUGAGUGGAUUGCUAAACGAAGUGGUAGUAUCAGUGCGGAGCAUGGGCUGGGACUUGCGAAGAAGAAUUAUAUUGGGUAUAGUCGGUCUCAAACUAUGAUUGGGUUGAUGAAGCAGAUUAAGAAUCUGUAUGAUCCGGUAUGUCUUUUCCCAUCUUCUUUUUUUAUGAUCUUUUUGGGAAUGAGGUGGUGUGUUGAUUUAAUGAGUUGCUUGCUGAUUUGGAUACAGAAUGGUAUAAUGAAUCCUUAUAAGUACAUAUGAUCGUGAUACCAGUACAUGGAAAUAGAAAUCAUUUUCUCUCUUGUCUCUGUUCUCAUUGCACGCCAGCUCACUCGAUCAUGUUUUACUGAACAUAUCUUUUUCAUCGAUGCUAUGAGUGUAUCGUAUUACUUUUGGUGUUUUCAUCAUUGAACCGAUGAAAAUUGCUCUCGGCGAAAUGUCAGUUGUGACAACAUGGCAUCGAGAUCGUUGUAACCAUCACCAUUAUUAAUUCAGGGUUCUUCACAUAAACCUUUCCCCCCAUCUUCUUGAACGAUAUCUCGAAAUCACAUAGAAACUGCGACUCUCGAGGUUAUUUCUAGCAGUCAUACCUUCGUAGUAACGUUAUGAAUAUAGCGUCCUUUCCUUGACCUGGC